AUGUCUGGAGACGAUAAGAUUACUCCAAUCAGUGCAGGUGCCCCUGACGCGGACAAUACAAGUGAUAUACUCAAGCCUGGAGCCCAUGAUGGCGAUAUUAUUCAGUCUAGGGGUGUCACUCGUAUGGAGGCCGUGUACCGAGAGUCGCAAUCCAAUCGCAAACUCUUCUGGCUCGUGGGAGCUUCAGUUCUUGUCUGCGCCUGGGCUUACUCACUGGACUCAUCUACGACAUCUUACUACAGUGUUGAUGCCUCAUCUUUCUUCAAACAGCACAGUUCUAUCUUAGCAACCCUUUCAAUUGCUACUAGCAUCAUAAGUGCUGUCUCCAAACCUUUUAUUGCAAAAAUUUCCGAUAUUACCUCUCGCCCAUACACAUAUCUUCUGAUUCUAGGAUUUUAUAUCGUUGGCUAUAUAAUCGCCGCCACAUCCAAGACAAUAUCAGCUUAUGUCGUUGGGGAAGUAUUUGUGGCUAUUGGUAGUUCUGGAAUUGACCUUACCAAUGAUAUCAUCGUUGCAGAUCUAACACCACUUGAAUGGCGCGGCUUCGCCAGUUCCAUGCUCUCCACCCCAUUCAUCAUUAAUACCUGGUUUUCAGGCAAGAUUGUUGAUGCGUUGGAAAAGCGUAAUCAAUGGCGUUGGGGUUAUGGCAUGUUUGCCAUAAUUAUGCCAGUUGCCCUGGGUCCUGCCGUUGCGGCGCUAAUUUGGCUUGAUCGCAUGGCUAAGAAGAAGGGCGUGGUCAAUAUAGCGUCCAGUAAUGCUGCACGACGUAAUGUUGACGACACGGCAGACCAAGAGGCGCAGCAAAAGACUAUCGGUAACAUGACCACCCCUGUGGCCGGCAAUAAGGAGAAGUGGACUCAGUCGUUGAGGAUGAAUCUUGAAGAGAUUGAUGCAUUUGGUCUGGUUCUGCUUGGCUUUGGGUGGUCACUACUCCUUCUGCCGUUUUCGCUCAAGACUUAUGCUGAACAUGGGUGGCGCAAUCAAUCUCUAAUCGCUAUGAUGAUUGUAGGCGGCCUUUUGUUAAUGGCAUAUAUUGUCUUUGAGAUGAAAUUCGCCCGUGUUCCUAGUGCGCCCCGUCGACUUGUUUUCAACAAAACAUUUGUGAUGGCGAUUGUCAUCGACUCUUUUUACAUGCUUGCCGGAAACAUUCGUAGUCUCUACUGGAGUUCGUACGUCUAUGUCGCGAAGCCUUGGAGUUAUCAAGACUGGGUCUACUAUGGCAAUACUCUGACAUUGGCGUUAUGCAUUACCGGUCCGCUCGUCGGUUUAGCCCAGCGCUGGACUCAUCGAUAUAAGUUCAUCCAGAUUGUUGGCCUUGGCAUCAAAAUCAUUGGCAUAGGUAUCAUGUUGGAUGGGCACGUUGCUGCUGUAGGGACUGGCGCGCUUGUCAUGUCAAGCAUCCUGAUUGGCAUUGGUGGUUCAAUGUCCGUUGUAGGAUCCCGUGUCGCCUCUCAAGCUUCUGUCCCCCACCAAGAUGUUGCCCUCGCAGUAUCGUUACUCUCUCUAUGGUCAAAGAUUGGCAGUGCCAUCGGCUCUGCCAUUGUCGCCGUUAUUUGGUCUAAUCAGAUGCCGAAGCAGCUGCGAAAAUACUUGCCAGACGGCACCCCGGAAACAACUUUGAAAAAGUUGUUUGGUGACAUGCGCUCUCUGCGCACUGCUUAUGACUUCGAGGAUCCCAUUCGCCAAGGUGCUAUUACAGCAUAUCGCCAUGCUCUCUAUUACUGUAUUAUUGUGGCACUGGCGCUGGCCUUUGUCCCCCUUGUGGCAGCUUUCUUUCAGACGAACUAUUUUCUCGGAAAGCAGCAAAACGCUGUUACUGAUGUGGGAAAUGAUGGUCUACCAUUAAAUGAGAAACAUCGCAACCCAGACCCUUUGCCGCCGCCCAAGAAUAAGAAAGAAGCGUUUCUUCGUUUUUGGGCAGGCAACAUUUGA
This is a messenger RNA of Trichoderma virens Gv29-8, 1932 nucleotides long. RefSeq lists its product as uncharacterized. Lineage: Eukaryota; Fungi; Ascomycota; Sordariomycetes; Hypocreales; Hypocreaceae. Gene Ontology annotation, molecular function: transmembrane transporter activity. The record is from RefSeq and is a predicted model, not a curated record. The transcript has 2 exons. Gene Ontology annotation, biological process: transmembrane transport. Bases 1 to 1932 code for a protein of 643 amino acids.